Aspergillus calidoustus is the source of this 1518-nucleotide messenger RNA. NCBI's taxonomy places the organism in Eukaryota, Fungi, Ascomycota, Eurotiomycetes, Eurotiales, Aspergillaceae. The record is from the annotation of a GenBank genome assembly.
AUGUCGAACCAGUUGGUGGGUUCGGUGUUUGAGCGUGUCAUCCAGGAGGUGUGCGAUGCAUCCCAGGUGGAUUUCGAAGAGAGUGGUGUGGACCAGCAGACACUUGCAGAUUUGCGCAAUAGCUGGCAAAAGAAGCUUUCCUCUCUUGGAGUCGCUCACUUCCCUUGGGACCCUCCACCACCGCAGCCAGCUCCGGCUCAGCCUCAAAAUCAACCGAUCCUCCCACCUACAGCGACCGUCCCAUCCAACGCUCCUCGUCCUCCUCAACCUCCUGCAGUACAGCAACAGCAACACCAACAUGUUCCGCCUCAACAACCACAUCCCCAGACUCUCCCUCCCAAUAUCCCACCUCUUCAUGCUCCAACUCCAGUUACCGCUGGUCCCAUGGGCCAUUCACCGCAGAUCAAGACUGAACCCGGUCUGAACGGUCAUCCCGGACUGCCUCCCAUGAGUCACAUGAUGGGCGCACCCCCAAAUGCACAGUCGGCACGGGAACGGGCGACCAACCUGAUCCAGCAGCGCUAUGGCGCUGCGGCCGCCAACUCUAUCGGCCAAAUGCAAGCUCAGCAACCACCUAUGGGAUUGCCGCGCCCUCCUAAUAUGCAAAUGCCGAACGGCCAAAACCAUCAGAAUCGUCAGGUUAAGCAAGAGCCUGGCUACCAUCCUGUGCCGCACCCAUCGAUAAGCAACUCGCAAACCGACGGCCCCGCUGCUAAUGCGUUGUCAGACUGGAAGGCAGAAGUUGCACGGAGGCGCGAGGCUGCCGAGCGUCAAGAUGGCGAAGGUGACCGGGUGCUCCGAAACCACUUAAGAGAACGUAUGCUACAAUUCGAAGGAGGCGGUCUCAUGGUACCCUUGGACGAGCGUGAAGCUCAGCCAAAGACUCGAUCAGCCCACACUGCCGGCUCAUCCACGAUGCCAAAGGCGCAAUAUGAUGGCCCCGGCGGUGAUGAUACCAAGGAAGAGGACGACGAAGACGCCAUCAACUCGGAUCUCGACGAUCCGGACGACCUAGUUGCUGAAGAUCACGAUGCUGAAGACGCCGUCGGGCAGGUUAUGCUUUGCACAUACGACAAAGUACAACGCGUCAAGAAUAAGUGGAAGUGCACUUUGAAAGAUGGGAUCUUGACCACAGGAGGAAAAGAGUAUGUUCUAUAUAGCCAAAGUCAGCAAACGCUCGCUAACAUGCACCAGAUACGUCUUCCACAAAGGUCAAGGAGAGUUCGAAUGGUAGAACCUCGACCAUUAAUACUGCAUCCAGACUGUAGUACCUAUCGUACUCACCAACCCUCUAAACAACAUUUUGACCAUGUAAAAUCUCUUUCUCGCCUUUUUCUUACUUGGCAUUCGGCGAACUACCACAACAGAACGAAACCCAUAAUGAUUCUUUUCCUCAAAUUUACGAAAGACCAACAACACAGGAUUAUCAACAGAGUAGUGCCACUUAGUUACCUUUGCCUUCUCUUUUACCCCUUUUUUUCGCGCAGCCGGUGUGGAUGGCGCUAUGCAGGCGGAUGA